This is a messenger RNA of Besnoitia besnoiti, 738 nucleotides long. RefSeq lists its product as uncharacterized. The record is from RefSeq and is a predicted model, not a curated record. Bases 1 to 738 code for a protein of 245 amino acids. Lineage: Eukaryota; Apicomplexa; Conoidasida; Eucoccidiorida; Sarcocystidae. The transcript has 4 exons.
AUGGCUGACGACCUGGUGGCGCUCCAGCGUCAGAUCGACGGCUACUCGUCUUCUGACGAGGAAACUACGUCUGCGGCGCCUGCGAAGGAAGCCGACGACGGGUGUCAGAGCGAGCAAACAGACGCACAGGAUGGUGAAGCCGCGCCCGCCACAAAAUCUGACGACGAGAGCUUCUUCGAUCUCGCGGCCGUCGUCGCGGAAGGCCGGCAGCGCCGCCUUGAGCGGAAAAAGCGGGCACGACAGCCAGAGAGUGGCUCUAACAACGGAGUCUCUCCAGGCGUCCAGCUGCCUUGCCCAGUAACGGAAAUCGACUUGAUGGCUGAGCGCGUGCGAGAGGAGACAGAGCGCCGCGAGGCACACGAAAAACGCGCGAUGCAACGCCCCGAAGAACUCACGCACGUCUCUGCAGGAGGGCCGGCCGGAGACGGCCUCAGCCGCCGAGAGCGCCGCCGGCAAAAGAUCGAAAAUGCAAACAAAAAACCUCAGCAAGUUUACGUCGGGCUGCCGAUCGGCAAAACAUGGCACGUCCCGCUCGUCGGCAUUGAAGGCCGAGGCGGGUACAGGAAGGGCGCCGACGCGGUGGCGCAGGACGAAGAGGAUAACGAAGCCAAAUCCGGAGAGAAGCGGAAGGCGAUGACCGUGAAGGAAAAGGAGAAGCUGAAGCGGAAGAAGGGGCAAAGCUCGCAUGCAACGUGGAAGCCUGAGCUUUGGAUGCAGCUGCGCCAGCAGUACGACUGA